Messenger RNA from Acipenser ruthenus (sterlet), 7658 nucleotides. Its product is annotated as ubiquitin-conjugating enzyme E2 R2. The transcript has 5 exons. Gene Ontology annotation, biological process: ubiquitin-dependent protein catabolic process; protein polyubiquitination. Gene Ontology annotation, molecular function: ubiquitin conjugating enzyme activity. Lineage: Eukaryota; Metazoa; Chordata; Actinopteri; Acipenseriformes; Acipenseridae. The record is from RefSeq and is a predicted model, not a curated record. Bases 1347 to 2090 code for a protein of 247 amino acids.
CACGGCAGCUGUGACCCUGUGCGUGUUGGGGUCACUUGGCGACGUGAGGGCGGAGCAGCACAGCAGCAUCAGCACAGCCGGAAGCCGAAGAGAUCCAUCUGUAUCCAAGACUCUCUUUACUUCUAACUAAAAUAAGAUAAAUAAGCACCGAGCACAAUACAUUAUACACUAUAAAGCGUGUUAACUCAGCUGGUAUUUACCGUAUAACCGAGACACUGUAUCAAAUCUGAGAUUUAAAAAAAAUAAUAAUAAUAAUUCAACGAAAACGGAGGCGCAGGCGGCCGGACGGGGGCGAAGGGGGCAGCGGGAGAGAUUUUGUUUCCCCGGCUGUUUGGCAAAGGAAAUAAAUAAAUAAAUAAGCCCAGAAACUGGACGGACUCGGAGGAGCUCGGAGACCCGUGAUCUAACAUCUCUCCCCUCGGAUAAGAGAAGGAAGCCACGCGUCUGGGUUGUUGUUUUUCUGUUUGUUUUCACAGAACUCGGGUUCUAACCCCCUCUUCGGUUUAUAUUUCUUAACAGCAGCACCUCGAUAGUUCGCUUGUCUGCUUCUUUUGGAAAGUCGGACCCCGGAGCUGCAUUGCCAUUUCUUUUUUCAUGUUGUUAUAGUUUCAGUUUUUUUAAUUUUUAUUAUUAUUAUUAUUAUUUCUGGCAAUGAUAGCAGCAUUGCGGAAUGAGUCAAGUUGAAACAAAGUGAGAUCCUUUUUUUUUAGUGCUUCUGCUCUUUCUAUGGCAAGAGUCGCGUUGUUAUUUUAAAUUAUAACAGUUCUUUUGUUUCUUGUUUUAGAUUGGUUAUUGUGGGUUGUAAAUGGAUUCUUCACACUCUCUCCCCUCCCCCCUUUGAUAACCCUUCCCCAGUUUCCCCCCCACCGCUGCGGCCUGAUUUCUCGGUUCGGUUUGGUCCAGGACCCGCAGGAUCACGCCGACCCCAGCACGCCUUGUACUUCGAAUCGACAUCCCAUAAUUAACUCAAGGAAGACACAUUCGUUCCCCUCACGUUUGUUUAGUCGGAUCUGUUCUAUUUUGGGGGACUUCAGAUCGAGUACGUCCAGACUGGCUCUUGGUCAGAUUUAACCCGGGAUUUGCUUGGCCUGUUUGGGAUUGAUCAAGGUCCAUUCCUCAUUAAGACUGCUUUUUUCCCCAGGGCUGCCACAACAUAAAUUGGGUUUCCGACUAAUACUAGUCAUCAGUGGAUGUAUUUCAGAAGUUGCGGUCCCGUUUAACUUCAUCGACUCAGCUGGGAACCGGAGCCUCCUGCACACAAUCACAGUCCGAGGCCAUCUCAGCAUCCGAGAUUCCGACUGAUUUCUAUUAGUCCCAGUGUCGCCCCGGUCCGGCUGUACUGCAGUAUGGCUCAGCAGCAGAUGCCCAGCUCGCAGAAAGCGCUGAUGUUGGAGCUCAAGUCUCUGCAGGAGGAGCCGGUGGAGGGGUUCCGCAUAACCCUAGUGGAGGAGUCCGAUCUUUACAACUGGGAGGUGGCGAUCUUUGGGCCCCCCAACACACUGUACGAGGGGGGCUACUUUAAGGCUCAUAUUAAGUUCCCGAUGGACUAUCCCUACUCCCCUCCCACCUUCAGGUUCCUCACCAAGAUGUGGCAUCCUAAUAUCUACGAGAACGGAGAUGUGUGCAUCUCGAUCCUUCACCCCCCUGUGGACGACCCUCAAAGCGGAGAGCUGCCCUCCGAGAGGUGGAACCCCACCCAGAACGUCAGGACCAUCCUGCUGAGCGUCAUCUCCCUGCUUAAUGAGCCCAACACCUUCUCUCCUGCCAACGUGGACGCCUCUGUCAUGUUCCGCAAGUGGAGAGACAGCAAAGGGAAGGACAAGGAGUACGCUGAGAUCAUUAGGAAGCAGGUCCUAGCCACCAAGGCAGAGGCUGAGAAGGAUGGUGUGAAGGUGCCCACCACGCUGGCAGAGUACUGCAUCCAGACCAAAGUGCCUUCCCACGACAGCAGCUCGGACCUGCUGUACGACGACCUGUACGAUGAUGACAUAGAGGAGGAGGAGGAGGAUGAGGACGGGGAGUGCGGGGGGGGUGCCGAGGAGGGUGACUGCUACGAGGACGACGACGACUCUGGGAACGAGGAGUCCUGACCGCCCCCCCCCAACCCGAAACAGCCCACUCAUCCAUCCGCUCAUCUGUCUGUCUCUCCGCCCGUCCAACGCACACACAUACAGACAUAGACACACACACACACACACACACACACACACACACACACACACACACACACACACACACACACACACACACACACACACACAAGCUGAAAAAGAGCAGGCAAUGCAACAAGCAAAACCGCCAGUGCAAACAAUUCAGAUGAACCCCCGCAGCUUGUAAUCCAAUCCCAGUUUAUUUCUAAUUUAACAGACCUCCUCUCCACGGUGCUCUGGAGUAGGAGAAUAGGGGAUGCGAGGCAGUGGGGUGAAGAGGAGCACUGUUGGGGUUAAAAAAUAUUCAGAAUUUGAAUUCAGUAGCGGUUAUUAAUAACAAGUAACUUGCCCACUCUGUGCUGUUUCCUGUUGUGUGGCUUUUACCAGUUGCUCCUUUUUUAUGGACUUUUGAUUUAAAUUUUAAAAAAGAAACACACACCUCAUUACUCUUCACCCAUUAUUGUACAGAGUGUGUAACUCCCGGCUCCCGAACAAAAUGAAAUUCUCUUGCAAACAGCCUGGUUUUUCUUUUUUUUCUUUUUAAAUGUUUGUGGUACAGUACAAUAGAAAAUCAAAACCUCUUUUUAAGGGUACUCCCUUGUCCCAUUUCCUUGCCCUUUUCAGCAGAUUUCUGCCCUGUCAGGUACCAACCAGUAAUCAUGAAUUUAAGCAACCUACAGGUAGGGAGACUGUGGCUAAAAUGAGCUCCCCUUUAAAAUACGUUUUCAGUUUUGAUAAUAAAGGGGUUGAUUACUGGUACUUUUUUUUUUUUUUUAAGAGGAUUUCAGUGGGGGUUUUUUUUUAAGGAAGGUCAAUUCAGAGUUUGCUGCAUGGCCCAACCUACAGCACAGGCCAUCCCAUAGUUGAAGGUCUUCUGAACUUGUUACAGAAAGGAAUUUGGUCAACACAGACCCAUACUGAAUAGAGACUAGCAAAGUAAUUACUGCAGUGGCAUGUCAACAGCCUGACUGGUAAAUUCCACUGUUGGCUUUUAUUCAGGUAGAAAGAUUAAAACUAACUUGGCAUGAACCCUACUUUGUGUGCAGUUGAUAGUCUGGCAUAGAUAGAGGCUUCCCUUGAUAAUACAGUACUGGCUAGCAGGGCUAUGUAACCUCUUCUAUGUCUCUGGGAGUACAGACGUGCAAAACACACUACAAGCCAUCCUGGUUAACAACAGCUUCUUAUGCCACGACAUUUCAAGGGUCUUUACUGAGGAAAUACACAGCCACAGAUUCUGCAGAGACAUUUUACUUAUUAACAGAGGAGUGGAGAGGGCUCCCUGAUAACCCUGUGCAGAGGGUUCCACAGAAAUGUGCUUCAAGGCUAAAACAAAGUGUGGCAUGCUUAGGACUGAAAUAACAAGGAGGUCGGCACCAGGUGAACCUCAUUGGGGCUUGGAGAAUGAAGGGUGUCCCAAGACAGUCCAAGAAAGAUAUCUUGGACCAAGGCACAUGGACAGCUAACCAGACUAUUUUAGAUGCUGCGUUUGGAGUAGAGGAUAUCCCUUCUCUAGCUACAGUCACAGGCUUUCUGCGAGACACACGACCGCUGUUUGUGAUAGAAAACCAGAUCAUCAUUUUUAGGGUUAAUUGAAAUUACGAGCGAUCAUACCUUUUAAUGACGUAUGGUGCUUGUUUAGGAUGCUGCCAUGUGUCCUAGUUGGCAUUGUGCAGACACUCUCAGCUUGUGCCUGCAUCAACCAGCUUUAUAAAUAUGGCAGCAUGUUCGUGCUUCUGCAUGCAGCGGAGGCUGAGGAAUCCUGGAAAACAGAGAGCCCCUACUCCUGUUCUAUGAGCUGGCAGCUCUCCAGAGCUGGGGCACAGUUUGAUGGCUGCUCACGAUUGCUCUGUUGCAAACACGUGUCAUUUCAGUGGGGAGCCUGUUUGUGGUAGCAGUGUCUGAGGAUUGCUGCAAUUGGGUAAAGCAGGACUGGACACUCUAUAUGGAUUUCUUUGUGUGUUUAGUUAUGUAACCUGUACAGGUAGCAUCCCUCCCCCAGGUUGAAUCCCACUCCACAGUUGAAAUGACAUGCCUCACUGUGGCCCGCAGAUAAGUCUUCUUUGAGACUGUGGAAGAGACCCAACCAAUUCCUAGCACAUGUUUUGAAGUUUUUCUGGAAUUAUCAGUGCUAGAAAUUGUUUUUUUUAAAUGUUAUUCUGCUGUAUGGUAGUUAUGGUAUGUUCUCUUACUAUACUUCAGGCUGCAUUCAUUAAACAUUAGUGGGCUAUUAAAUGCAUAGAGGCUUCAAUGUGUUUACUGGGACGCUUUUAGAAAUGACUUGUGCAUUACCUAGAAGUUCUGGAAAAUUGGGUCAUGUGGAACAGUCCAUCCACCUCAAGGUUACUAUGGUAGAAGUGUCUGACAAUGUGCCAUACUACUGCUGCACAGAUAAAUAACAUCUCAACAAACCGCUGCAAACGUCCUGGUCUUGAAGUGAGGUUAUGUUUCCAUGUUCCUCAAAUCUCAUUCCCAUUUAUACGCUUUGUCAAGCAAUCAGGAUAUUUCUGGUAUGGUGUACAGUGCCAAAAAUAUCCACCAGCUGUCUGACUAGGUGUACUGUCUGUAUUAUUUGAAACCUCAGUGCUUUUGGACAGGUGUGUGGAAACUGCAUUAGUUUAGCUCCUGACUCUUUGAAUUGGUUUGAGCUGAGAAGUGGGGGUGGUGUGACCUGGCUUCUACCCCACUGUAGACACUCCUGUAUGUAAGCUCCCCAUAGUAAAAACAUAGAACAGUUUAAUAAAGCGUGGUAGAACAUAGGUAAGCACUGUAAAAAAUAAUGAGGUAUGGUAAAGCAUAUUCAUAAACUGUGGGAAAUGCAUAGUAUAACAAUGGGAAAUCUGCACAAAUACCAUGGUGAACUUUUAUAAGAGCUGAUUUGGAGUGUGACCCUGAGUGAAUUGGUUCACCUUCCUUUUACUUCAGUAAUGUACACAUGUGUGUAAUAAUGCAGUAUAGAGCAGGCUUUCUAAAGCUGAUUCUCCCUCACUGCUUCAAAUCUAAACCAUGCUACCCAGAGCCAUGUAAUCAUAUACAGCCUGCCAAAGUGCAAGGUCAGAGUAGUAGAAGCUAGGCCAGCUGGUCAGCUGACGUCCUCUCCGUGUUUCAGAACUGAUUGCCAAGGCUUUUCUGCUUCUGAUUUGCAAAAUAAAUGUAAGACUGUGUGUGCAAUUGCACCUCUACUAAGCAGUUCGGUUCGGUGUGCUUGUCUAGCUCCUUUAAAGGGAUUAGGGGUGGGGCACAUCUGUUACUGAAGGGAUGGCCAUUUUAAUUUUCUGCAGCUCGACAUUCAAGAAGUUUGUAUGUUUGAUCCAUUAUUGCGAUGGGCUGCCUUAACAGUGCAUAUGUCCCCAGUUCCUCAUGUGUUAGUAUUAAAAGUUUUAAGGAUGUGUUGCCUACCUUUUUAGUUUGAUUCUAUACAACACUGUAGAACAGUUGAUGUUUGGUGGACAUUACCCAGCUGACCGCUGUGAUUUGCUGUCAUUUGGAGACUUGUUACAACCCCUUAACCUGUCUGCCCCAUGUUAUCAUGGACGUGUUUGCGUGUUGCUUUACAAAUACAGUAUCCCAUUUCUAAACAUGGCAACGCUGAGACCCCCUGGAGGAUACCCUCGCAACUGCAGCUUCGAGCACGUUUUUCAUGUUAUACAAUAGAGCACCAUCUAGGCAGAUUUCACCAGGCUGCCGCUACUGCAGCUCUGUUCAAAGUGUCUGUGGUGAAACAUGCACACACCAGUAGCAGCAUCCAAUACAUUGUUUUUUAUUCAAAAAAAUGAAACUCUGAAUAUCGUGGCUUCCGUUUAAUUAAAAUGGCAUUUUCGCUUGGCGCUGCUAGUUUUUGAAAGAGAAUUUAAAUGUUUCUUAAAAGAAUGGGUUAUUUGUAGAUGCCUACUGAAAUUCUCUUAUCCCAUAUAAGAGUACAGUGAUAUUUCAGUAUUCCUGAUUAUGAAUCUGCAUCUAUCCAUCUGUUUUGGUAUAAAGCAGGCAUGCAUAGUUGGAGGGGCUGAGCUGAUGAUUGGAAGUAGUUUUAAUAAUUAUAAUUCUGUUUUGUCAUUUUUGACCAAAAGAUUAGUCUUGUGUUUCCAUUAGGCAUUAGGAUGAGUGUCAGUAAGGCCUGGAUUUUGCCCCAGAAUAUUGAUUUAGAAAUUCCUACAGCAUGAAAGCUAUGGUAUAAACUGGAGUUUAUGGUACUGCAGUAUAUUUCCACCUGUGUAUAACUGGGUUUGAAGCGAAGGCCAUUUUGGACUCGGUUGUGAGGUUUGAAACAAAUAUUUCACCGAAUUCCCAAACGGUCUCUUUGCACGCUAGCUUUGAAGCUCACUUUGUGGGAAUAUUCAGGCUUUCUGUUUCACAAAUAUUUGCCGUUGCCCCCUGAAUAUAGGUUUUAAAGCCCCAACACAAAUUGACAGUGUGGGUUACUACACAAGUAUUGACAAUUUCAAAAGUGAUACGACUGGCUGUCACGUCCCACGACGACUGUGUAAAGAGUGCAGCCUGUCUGAAUGUGAGCAGGUAUGCUGGCUAUGGCAAAGGGCUGACCCUGUGCUGUGUCAUUUUAAGCUGUCUCUGGACAGCAGCUUGAUGUGUUUUUUUUUUUUUUUUUUUCAAAUGUACCUUUUACUAUGUUCUUUUUUUUCUGAACAGGAGCCAUAAAAGCCCAACCCAGCCUGUGUGUUUGGGUUUUAUUUUCUCUAAAGUGGUAUCUUUUUCCCUGGUCAAUGUGUCACUCUUGUGCUGUGUCUGUGGUGCUGCAGCUGUUAAUCGGAUUUGGCUCGGUGCUUGGGUACCCUAACACAGUAUGAUGGUUGAGAAUGGAUACGGCGUUGCGUUCUGUUUUACUGAUACUUUGUUAGAAUUCUGUUUUAGCCACGUUCUCUGUACUGGGGUUUGUUCGUGUGCAGGCCCAUUGCUACAGGGUACUAAUCGUGGUCCCUGGCUCUCUUUCUAAGUGACAGGUUUCCAUGGAACUCCCAUCCUUUGUCGUGGGGUAAAGAACUGCAGAGUUCCUUGGGUGACACAAAUACUGCUUUUACUUCUGCUUUUGUUGUUUUCUUUCAACAGGCUCCCGGGAUGUGUAGAAAUAAGAAACUCGUACAGUUAAGAUUUCUGUUCUGCCAUUCGCUUGUUUGUCAUCCACUUGGAGAAAAUAAAAAAAUAAAAAAAUGAGUUUACAUGUUGUGUAAAUAAAAACUGAAAAAAGUUAAAUAACUUUGGAUUUGAACUGUAGCCUGAAGAUUUCAAUACAUUGAAAAUGCUGCACUAAAGUAUCUUGAUAGUCCUGUCUGAGUUGAAAUUGCAGUUCUUUUCUUUUUCCUGGUUUUUUAUAGUUUGCCUCCUGCGUUUACCUGUCCCAGUAGAAUUCUCUUUCUGUGUCUCUCUCUCUCUCUCUCUCUCUUUCUCUUGUUCAAGCAAAUUUUCCCUUCUUACUGCCUCUUUUUUGCUGUAGAUUUUAUUUUGGUCUCUGCAUUUACUGACUAAUAAAAAUGUGAAAUAAAGGAUGCUGUAUUGUUA